This is a messenger RNA of Melopsittacus undulatus (budgerigar), 1786 nucleotides long. Its product is annotated as lysosomal acid glucosylceramidase-like. Gene Ontology annotation, molecular function: glucosylceramidase activity. The record is from RefSeq and is a predicted model, not a curated record. NCBI's taxonomy places the organism in Eukaryota, Metazoa, Chordata, Aves, Psittaciformes, Psittaculidae. The transcript is spliced from 11 exons. The coding region runs from base 212 to 1786 and encodes 524 amino acids. Gene Ontology annotation, biological process: glucosylceramide catabolic process.
CAAAAGCAUCCCCAGGCUGCAGCUGGGAUCCCCAUGAGCUGUCCCAGCCAGACUCACCUUUCCUGCUCCACCGGCACCAGCACCUCCCAGCACACGGAGCAGGUCCUGCCGCCUGCGCCCACAGAGACGCGGCACAGAGGUUCGGGUGCAGGUAACCGGUUGCUGACACCGAUCACUCGCUCCCAGCCUGGUUCUUGUCACCAGAGGUGCGAUGGGGCUGGGCUGUGCCAGGGUCCUGUGCUGGCUCCUGCUGGCGCAGGCAGCGUGGCGAGCAGCAGGCAGCCGCCCCUGCCAUGCCAAGGACUUCGGGCAGGGUUCUCUGGUGUGUGCCUGCAGUGCCACAUACUGCGACACGCUGGACCCGGUGGUGCUGCCGGCACCGGGCACCUACGUGCGGUACGAGAGCAGCAAGGCUGGAAAGCGGCUGGAGCGGAGCCAGGGGAGCUUCCAGCACAAUGCAGCCACUGCAGAUUUCCACCUCACCCUGGACACGGCACAACGGUACCAGCGGGUGAAGGGCUUCGGUGGCUCCGUCACAGACUCUGCUGCCAUCAACAUCCUGUCCCUGUCCAAGGAUGCUCAGCGGCACCUUCUUCGCUCCUACUUCUCUGAGGAGGGCAUCGAGUACAACCUCGUGCGCGUCCCCAUGGCCAGCACCGACUUCUCCGUCCGCCUGUACACCUAUGCUGAUGCAGAGGGUGACUUUGAGCUGAAGCACUUCAACCUGACGGAGGAGGACACGCGGAUGAAGAUCCCCAUCCUCCAGGCAGCCCAGGCAAUGGCCACGCGGCCGCUGUCGCUCUAUGCCAGCCCCUGGACCUCUCCGGUGUGGAUGAAGACGAACGGCGCCAUGACCGGGAGGGGGACACUGAAGGGCAGCCCUGGGGACAAGUACCACAAAACCUGGGCCAAGUACUUCAUCCGGUUCCUGGAUGAAUACGCCAAACACAACGUGACGUUCUGGGCGGUGACGGCAGGGAACGAGCCCACAGCCGGACAGAUCAUCUUCUAUCCCUUCCAGUGCUUGGGCUUCUCCCCCGAGCACCAGCGCGACUUCAUCGCCCGGGACCUGGGCCCUGCUCUGGCCAACAGCUCCCACCGCGACGUCCACCUCAUCAUCCUGGAUGACCAGAGGGUGAUGCUGCCCUACUGGGCUGAGGUGGUCCUCAAAGACCCCGUGGCCGCCGGCUACAUCAGCGGCAUCGGCAUCCACUGGUACCUGGACUUCCUGGCGCCCAUUGACCUCACGCUGUCCAUCACCCACCACCUCUUCCCGGAUUAUUUCCUCCUCUCCACUGAGGCUUCCGCCGGCUCCUACUUCUGGGAGCCCAGGGUGGUGCUGGGCGGCUGGGACCGUGGCAGCAAGUACAGCCACAGCAUCCUGACGAACCUCAACAACUACGUGACGGGUUGGACCGACUGGAACCUGGCCCUGGAUAUGAAGGGGGGGCCCAACUGGAGCAAGAACUACGUGGACAGCCCCAUCAUCGUGGACAGCAGCAAGGACAUCUUCUACAAGCAGCCCAUGUUCUACCACAUGGGGCACUUCAGCAAGUUCAUCCCCGAGGGCUCGCAGCGUGUGGGGCUGGCAGUGUCCAAGAGGUGCCACCGCUGUGACCUGGAGCACUCGGCCUUCCUGCGCCCCGAUGGUGCCGUGGUCCUGGUGGUGCUGAACCGCUCCCCUGUGGACGUGUCCUUUGGGAUCUCUGACCCACGGGUUGGCUCCUUCGAGGCCAUGGCUCCCAGUGACUCCAUCCAGACGUUCCUCUGGACGCAGCCAGCCUAG